Messenger RNA from Bemisia tabaci, 2217 nucleotides. RefSeq lists its product as uncharacterized. The record is from RefSeq and is a predicted model, not a curated record. NCBI's taxonomy places the organism in Eukaryota, Metazoa, Arthropoda, Insecta, Hemiptera, Aleyrodidae.
GCUUGGGGCAGUCGAGCGAGCGAUAUGGGUGGGGACGGCCGGACCCGGCCCCAUCAGACCAGUUCCGCGCCUCCGUUCUUGUGCUUUUCCCUCUUCGAGUUUUCCCGCUUUCCCGGGCUCCCGGCUUUUCCGCUCUCCAGGCUCGCGGUGAUCCUGGUCACGCUGGCCGGCUCGGUGACCAUGAGGAACGACGCCAGGCUCGCCAAGCCGGACCCCCCCGCCUUCAAGCCCCCCGGCCCGACCAUCCCUGGCCCCGCCACCGACGCCUUGGUGGAGGAGCAGCUGCGAAAUUUGGACGGGAUCCGAAAAAGCGCGGCAAAGUGCGAGCUUAGCCUGGAGCACAUUGGGCGCAAGUUGGAGGGCAUCGAGUUCCGGCUAUCGCGUCUGGACGCCACCGUGCAACAGCGCAUGGACAAAAUGAAUGGGACUUUCCUUAACAAAGCGCUGAAAGAAGACCUGGCUUUUGACCAACUCUCCCGAAAAUUGGAUGCACAGUAUGAGAGGAUCAGCAGAAAAAUUGGAUUUCUGGAAGCCGCAAACGACAGAUUACAGACGGCAUCCGACAGCAUACAAAGUCGAAUCGAACUCCAAGAGCGGAGCAUCAAGACGGAGUUCUCGAACAUCUCGGCCGCUCUGAACGAGACCAACCGUCACAGUUUGGAAACGCGAAACAAACUCAUGCAAUCUUUCCAGAAUUCAACACUGGCACAAGAAGAAAAACUAAAAGUAGCCAUAAAAAAUUUGGAGAGCAAAAUCGGGAGUCCAAACUGCACUGUAUCAUCAAUUGGUCCGAAGGAUUCUACGAGAGGAACCAGCGGAUCGAGUGAUCAGCCACCCAGAAGAGAGGGCGGUGACAGUUUAGCAAUGAAUUUAAUAAAAAAGGUGACGGCCUUGCAUGAUGAAUUUAAGCGUCACGGUGACAGAGUGGAGUCAUUAUUACAAGAAACAUUAUCAAUAGCCAAUAUCACUAAGAAGAAAAUCGUACUGCUGUCGAAUGAGCAAAGAGAGAUGCAGAAUGAAUCUUCUCAAAAUUACAUGGAGGUGGCGCUUGAAGCACUCUUAAAUCUAGUGAAGAGGAGGAUGAGUGAACUGGAAGAGCAGAUCGAAACCAAGUCUCACGAUCUGAUGAACGCACAGCAAUCGUUUACCAAAAGUUGUAACCGAAUACAGGAAGACGAGGAACGAAUAGAGCUUCGACUUACAUUUGUACUAGAAAAAAUUCUGGACACCUGUGACAACCGGAGUGUGGAGCUGAACGAGCAAGUUGAAAAGCUGGUGGAAGAACUUAAAACACAAGGGAGAAAUACGGCGAAGAAUAUUGCACACACGAACAGUCUGGUAGUGAGACUGGACGAGGAAACGAGCUCAAAAAAUAAACACAUUGAGGCCUCUCUAGCAUUUGUCACCGACAGUAGUAAUCAAAUUCGAGCAGAUAUUCAGGAUCUCCGCACGAACAUGAAUUUCCUCUUGAAUGAAACUACUUGCACGAAAACAGACGGAGACAGUUUUGUGGAUCAUCUGGAAUCUCAGGGCUCUGAGAGUUACGAUAAACUCAGCGAUGGCAGUGAAAUGGCAGAUGGAGAGGAUUUCAGUGAGGAAGAUGACAGUGAAAAUGAAUUUGACUCACACGAUGUGAUAAAAGAUGAGAAGAUCAAGAAAAAUAUCUAGGUACGGUCAAUUGAGCACAGCACAAUAUCGGCGAUUUGAACGAAAAAAAGUAGAGAGAAAAAAAAACAAGGAAAUUUUUUCUCUAACCGUUCUCUUGAUUUUCCAUUUCUGAUCAUUUUAGGUAAUUGCAAAUUUUCAUUACCUCUUGACCAGGAAAAAACACUGGCAUUUCAAUAAAAAACUACAUUCCUUACAGACAAAGAAUCCGUCAUUCAAAGACCUGGAUGAGUAGCAAAUAUUCAAAAAUCUCUGUUAAUCUUCUUGUUUCUUCAAUUCAGAUAAGCAGGUACUUGUAAAUAACUGAAUAUUAGAAUCGUAUCACUUUCCUAAAUCAAAUUACGUGUUACUGAUAAUUAUGAGUGUUCCUCAAGACAAAAAUGAUUCUACUUCAAAGGGAUCAUAAUUAUUGAUUAGUGUGUUAUCACGGCAUUUCAAUAUGGUAUUUGUAUAUUUUGUAUGUAGCUAAUAACUAAAGUUACCUAAAUAUUGUAAUUUAUUUUUACAAUAGUUAUCAUUUGAUAUGAGAUUUUCCUUGCAAAUAAGUUUUUC